Rodentolepis nana is the source of this 1557-nucleotide messenger RNA. Lineage: Eukaryota; Metazoa; Platyhelminthes; Cestoda; Cyclophyllidea; Hymenolepididae. The record is from the annotation of a GenBank genome assembly.
AUGUCAAAUGAAUUUACAGCAUCUCUUAAAGUUGUUCAAAACUUUCUUGGUGAUUGUCCCUCAAAUGUCUCUCUGGCUGCUUUGAAGAAUCUUAGUGAUUCAAUUAAAGUAUUAAAUCCCGACCAAACUAAAGCCGUUAUUGAUCUUGCUUUUCGAGAACGCACUUUAGCCCUACUUUAUAACAAUGAACUAAUGUCGGAAGUGCGAUCCUUACUUCAGUUAUCUGUAUCGUCAGCGGUAGAAGGAAUAUGCUCUGCUUCCACCCCUUUCCUUUUGAUCUCCGAUCUUAUCAACACAAAACCAAUCGCUGAAGCUGAGGAAAAUUUUCAAUUUCUUGAGGACACUAUCAAAGCUUCUCUUUUUGGCUCGGGUCGCAACAUUCUUCUUCGCAUGUGCAAUGAUCUACUUCGUCGACUUUCAAAGUCGCAAAAUACUGUUUUUUGUGGUCGAAUUCAAUUGUUUCUCACUUCCCUUUUUCCUCUGAACGAAAAGUCGGGUCUAAAUUUUACCUCAAACUUUAACAUUGAUAAGGAGGUUUCCUAUAGUAACGAACCGGAUGAAAGUCUCUUCCAUGCUUUAACAACGACUAAAGAUGACUCAGAUAGCACCUCAAAAGCUCAAGCUUGUGUUACUCCAGUGAAUGCAGAUUUGUAUAGAAAAUUCUGGAAAUUGCAGGAUUUGUUGAAGUCGCCUACUAUCUGCUAUACUCGGGAUGGUUGGCUCAGUUUCGUGGAAUGUUCCGAUUGUGUUAUUUCGACUUUUCAGAGUAUCCGUCUUGCUCCAGGUGGAAGUGAAGAAUCGCAAUGGAAUGAAUUCACAAUGUACCUUACCAGUGAAAAGCUGCUAGAUUUGCAGUUAAUGGAUCGCCAUUUCCGUCGAUACAUUCUUACUCAACUUUUAAUCAUCUUCCAGUAUCUCACUGCCCAAGUGAAGUUCAAAACUGAAAGUCAGCGAUUAGAUGAACAACAAAAGCAAUGGAUCCAAAAACAUGAAGCCACGAUAUUUGAGUUACUUAGACGAGAUGCCGUCUCAAAAAAUGACGUCACGGAACCAGUUAUCAGCCACGUUCUUCAACGAGAAGCUCAUUGGAACGAUUGGAAGAAUCAGGGUUGUCCAUCUUUCAUCAAAGAACCAGAAAAAUCUACCCUUAAUCCAAGGAAGCGAAGGACCAACCCUCUAAUGGAACGAUCAGGCAAGAAGUUGUAUCGAUUUGGGAAUCCAGCUCUGGAUGAGCUAUGGUCCAUGGCUCCUGAUAAUCUGGAAGCUUGCCGUGACAAACGUCGUCUAUUUGCGCCCUCCGACCUGAAUGAAUAUUUCCAGGAUGCAAUUUUGGAGAUGGAUCCGAAUGAGAAAGUGGAAGAACAAUAUAAGUAUUCGACUGUGAAUAAGGUCAACGGCGCUGAUACGCCUCAAAAGGUCUCCCAGUCUUCCUCAAAGGUUCAAACUGAAAAGCCCUCCCCAAGUCCGCAUCAAGAAAGUUUGAAAAAAUCCAUUGCAGGAGUUCCAAAGGCUUCUUCAAAUGAAAAUACGUCGUCUUCUGCACAUGUAGUUAUUUAA